Molecule: messenger RNA, 2387 nt
Organism: Cajanus cajan (pigeon pea)
Lineage: Eukaryota; Viridiplantae; Streptophyta; Magnoliopsida; Fabales; Fabaceae
Source: RefSeq, a predicted model, not a curated record
AUGUCUGAAGAGGCUGGAUCUAUGUUGGUAGUUUAUGAUGAUCCCUCUGACCAACGCUCACUUUCUUUGGAUGAUGCAAGCAGUGCAGAGGAGUCUCCUGAUGAAACCAGGCUCUCCUUGGAAACAACAAAUGAUGCUAUUCCAUAUAUUGGUCAAAGGUUUGCCACUCAUGAUGCUGCUUAUGAAUUCUAUAGUGAAUUUGCCAAAAGAAGUGGCUUCUCAAUUAGACGUCACCGGACAGAGGGAAAAGAUGGUGUUGGAAAAGGACUUACUAGACGCUACUUUGUUUGUCACCGUGCUGGAAACACUCCUGUCAAAACAUCAACUGAAAGUAAACCUCAAAGAAAUAGAAAAUCUUCUCGCUGUGGGUGUCAGGCUUACAUGCGGAUUAGCAAAACCACAGAAUUUGGAGCUCCAGAAUGGCGUGUGACUGGUUUUGCUAACCACCAUAAUCAUGAACUUUUAGAACCAAACCAAGUUCGAUUCCUUCCUGCAUACAGAACUAUCUCUGAUGCUGACAAAAACCGAAUACUCAUGUUUGCCAAAACAGGGAUCUCUGUUCAUCAAAUGAUGAGGCUUAUGGAGCUUGAGAAGUGUGUGGAACCUGGAUAUUUGCCUUUUACUGAAAAAGAUGUAAGGAAUUUACUCCAGUCAUUUAGGAAAUUAGAUCCAGAAGAAGAAAGCUUGGAUUUAUUAAGAAUGUGCAGAAAUAUUAAGGAGAAAGAUCCUAAUUUUAAAUUUGAGUACACACUUGAUACAAACAACCGUUUGGAGAAUAUUGCCUGGUCUUAUGCUUCAUCAAUCCAAUUAUAUGAUAUAUUUGGUGAUGCUGUGGUGUUUGAUACAACACACCGCCUAACUGCAUUUGACAUGCCACUAGGGAUAUGGGUCGGAAUAAAUAAUUAUGGAAUGCCUUGCUUUUUUGGCUGCACUCUUCUACGGGAUGAAACUGUGAGGUCAUUUUCCUGGGCACUAAAGGCUUUCUUAGGGUUCAUGAAUGGGAAGGCUCCACAGACUAUAUUAACCGAUCAAAAUAUAUGUCUCAAAGAAGCACUAUCCACGGAAAUGCCAGCAACAAAACAUGGUUUCUGCAUAUGGAUGAUAGUAGCAAAGUUUCCAUCUUGGUUCAAUGCUGUUCUAGGGGAACGGUACAAUGAGUGGAAGGCUGAAUUUUAUAGACUGUAUAAUCUUGAGUCAGUUGAGGAUUUUGAAUUAGGCUGGAGGGAAAUGGUUUGUUCUUUUGGGCUGCAUUCCAAUCGGCACAUGGUUAAUUUAUAUAGCUCACGCUCCCUUUGGGCAUUGCCAUUUUUGAGAAGCCAUUUUCUUGCUGGAAUGACUACAACUGGUCAGUCGAAGUCAAUUAAUGCUUUCAUUCAACGAUUUCUGAGUGCACAGACCCGCCUUGCACACUUUGUUGAACAGGUAGCUGUUGCUGUGGAUUUUAAAGAUCAAACUGGAGAACAACAAACCAUGCAGCAAAAUCUCCAAAAUGUUUGCCUCAAAACAGGGGCCCCCAUGGAAUCACACGCUGCCACAAUCCUUACCCCUUUUGCCUUUUCAAAGCUUCAAGAACAACUUGUGUUGGCUGCACAUUAUGCCUCUUUUUCAAUUGAAGAUGGUUUUCUUGUGAGGCACCACACAAAAGCUGAGGGAGGUCGUAAAGUUUAUUGGGCCCCUCAAGAAGGAAUUAUAAGUUGUAGCUGCCACCAGUUUGAGUUCACUGGUAUUUUGUGUCGGCAUUCUCUUAGAGUUCUUUCAACGGGAAAUUGCUUUCAGAUCCCAGAUAGAUAUCUUCCUGUUCGAUGGCGUCGAAUCAGCAUGCCCUCUUCUAAGCUUCUUCAAAGUGCACCAAAUGAUCAUGCUGAAAGAGUCAAGUUAUUACAAAAUAUGGUUUCAUCUCUUAUGACAGAAUCUGCUAAAUCUAAGGAACGGUUAGAUAUUGCAACAGAACAAGUUUCGAUCCUUCUGUCUCGCAUAAGAGAGCAACCAAUAUCGUUACAAGCUGGACGAGAUAUUUCUUCCAUUAGUAGGAAUCUUUGACUCCAGGAUAUAAAAGGAUAUGGUUGAGUUGGCAGUCUGUGGAGUUCAAUAAAUGAGAGUUACACCAAAAUGUAUAUGAGAAAGCAGACUUAUUGGAUUUCUCAUGCUCGAUUGAAACUAUUUGAAGGAGAUAGAAGCCGCAGAAGUUCUGUAGAUUAGUAAAUGCCAAGUGAAUGACAAGAAUUCUAUUCUGUACAAAAUUGUAUAGUAAAUUUGUUCAUACGCAUUUUUGUAUUUGCAAUAUAUCUUCCAUAUUUUUAAAAAAAAUUUAGAGGAAACGGUGUUGUUUGUAAUAGAGAUUUCAAAGAUUGCAAGAGAUCCCAUUAAAAUGCGGCCAAGUUUGAUUA